Dimorphilus gyrociliatus is the source of this 3624-nucleotide messenger RNA. The record is from the annotation of a GenBank genome assembly. NCBI's taxonomy places the organism in Eukaryota, Metazoa, Annelida, Polychaeta, Dinophilidae.
AUUUAAUUUUAUGGUAAAAGAAAUAAAGGAAAUAAAGAAUUUUAUGUUUUAAACAGUUUUUUUUUCAUUAAUGUUGACUACUUUUAUAAUAAUUGAAUUCGUAUAAAGUUUUAUAAAGACUUUAUAUUCAUUUAUAAUUGUUUUAAUACAAUUAUUUGAAGUGUUUGGAGUUGUUUAAAGUCUAUUUCCUAGAUUUCUGAACAUGAAACGCUAUUUAAUGUAAAUUCUAGAGAAUAUUAUUCUCUGAAUGAGUCUAUAACCUUAAAUGUUCAAACAAAAGAUAGUGAUUAGGCCUAAAAAUCUUCUGAGUUUGUUGCCUUUUCCUCUCUCUACAUGCCCCAUUGAUUGAGAGUAUUAGCUGACGAACUAAAAUAUGAAAACCCUGUCUCCCUCUCAACAAUCAAGACGUAUUGAUUCUUUGAGUAUAGGCCCUUUUCUUUGUAUUCUUGAAUAUUCUUUUAUUUAACCUUAAAAACUACUUUUAUGCCACAUAGCAGUGCAAGAAAUGAAUUCUUUCAUCUCUUUUCUAUGCUUCUAUAUAAUUAUUAAUGUUCAUUUAAGAGAAGGAAAAUGUCAACUAAACGCUUAUCAAUCAAACAUAGAACCUUAUGCAAGACUACUAGAUAAUUUUCAUACUAAUAUUAAGACAUAUAUGAAAGGUUUCAAUAGGUCUAGUAGACAUUUAAACCAUCCGUUCUUGUUCUUUAAUGUAACGGACGUAAGACAUCUUCAAAAGUCUAUAAAGUCAACCCAUAAGGUCAUUUUUCACAAGUUAGAGAAGGCUGCACAAAGAAUAAUCAACAACAGCAAAGUUUAUUUACCUCCGGCCAACAUUAGAAAAUUCGGUUCCGAAUGGAACGAAGAUUAUGGAAAUAAUCUAAUAGAUUUAGCUUUCUACUGCCUCUUGAAACCAAACGGUAAAGCCAUAGCGUUCACUAAAACAUUUAUUCGUCUGAUGAACAACAUUCCCUCUUGGAGAUAUACGAAGCAGUUAUCAAACGAUUUUCCAAUUGCCAAUAAUAUGCUGGGCUUUACUUUGGCUGUUGAUUUCCUAUGGAAUUCGCUAACGACCGACGAAAGAACAGUGUACAUAAAUAGAAUAUUCAAUACACUCAAAGAAAUAAACGUGAAUAUGAAUAAAAAACCCUGGGGAAACGAUCUAAUACAAAGUAACUCAACAGCGAAUAUUGUUUCUGUAUUCGUGACAAGCCUCUUUCUAGAGAAACAUAAACCUUCUGUCCGACAAUGGAGACUGGAUUGUAUGAAGAAGAUGGAAUAUUCUAUAAAAUUGUUGGAAGGCAUUGGCGAUGGAACAAAUGGCGAGAGCGUUUCGUCUAAUAGCCUUUUUACAAAAAGUCUCACUCAGUAUAUCUUUUUGAUUAAUCGCCAUUUUCAAUUCAAGCAUCAUUUUACAAAUAGAUGGCUACGUAAUCAACUGAAUCUAUUUUAUCAUACAACUCUACCAAGUAGAGAUAGAACUAUUUGCAUUGGAGAUUCCCAAUUAUCUUGGUUAUACGGUCCCGAAGCUCAACUCCUUUUUAUCGAUACUUUUGCAAUGAAGAACGGUCAGGGAACUUUUAUGGCCGGUCUCAUAAGAAGCGAGAGGUCACAUUCCCGCUACCUUCGAGAUCGUUUGGGUACAAUUUUUACCGAAUUGUUAUGGUUCGAUCCAGUUCUUACAAGCAAAAGAGUUUCAACUCAAAUACCAAAUCAUCACAUCUUUCAAGAUUGGGGAGUAUCGACUUACAGAUCCCAUAGCUUUUUUAACAGACACGCUACACACAUCUCCUUCAAGGCGUCUCCUCCACACGGUCAUUUAGUGAGUGGUUUGGCAAAUGGACGAAUAAACUGGUGGAGCGGCUGGUCUCAUUUUCGUCCACUUUACGAACAUCCAAAUCAGAAUAGUCUUGCGAUCGUUAUGAAUAAUAAGACUUUUAUAUCGCAUGGAGGAUUUCAUCAAAAUAAGUUGACAUAUUUCGAAAAUACUCUUGUCUUCAAGUAUGAGAAAGGCAGUAAAAAAUUUCCUCCUCGCAGUUGUACAUUUCCGUGGAUUGGCCAAUUGGGAGAAUGCGGUCAUUUCUUUAAUUUUAAUGAAAAGGACGUUGUUUUCUCACAAGCGUCUAUAGUUGUUAGCCGAAUGUUGAAGAAUUUCGUAUUUACUAGUGGAGAAGCUGCAGGAGCAUAUCCUAAAAGUUUGGGUAUUAAACGCUAUUAUCGGUCAAUGAUAACACUUCACCCGCAACUUAUACUUUUAGUGGAUUACCUUGGAAUAGUCAAUUCGAAAGUAGUCAAACAUUUUUCAGCGUUUUUCAACAACUACGAAUAUUCAUUCUAUCAUUCAAGAGUGUUACGUUACAAUGCUGCACAUAUGAAAAAUAAGGAUAAAUAUGUAUUUUAUUGGCAUUCAUCCGAUGGCCAAUCUCCAAUGCCUACCUUCAGAACAGGGAAAUCUCCGUACGAAAAUGGAAAGCCAUUCUCGAAUGUUAAUAUAACUUUUAGCAUUAACAAUUUAUCGAACUACGUUUUGUACGGAUUUUUAGGACCAAGUAUUACAAUAAGUAAAAGUGAGAUACGCGUAGGAAUCAACGAGAUAAAAAUACAGAUAGAGAGUAAUGUUGGAAAGUACGUAAUUCAAAUUCCAGUUCACUAUCAGAGAACAAAGUAUUAUUGCGCAAUAACGAAAUAUGGUAACGCAACUGUACUUUUUUCAAAGCCAAUUAAAGACAACAAUGUUAAAAAAGUUGCACCGAAACAUAGCAUAAGUGCUAAUAAUAAACAUCAGAGAGUAACGAGGAGAUCUAACGUUCGAACAACGACUAUUGCGUGGAAGUUAUCGAAGAGAUUGGCGUCAAGGCAACAGAAGAAAAGAAGGAGAGAGAGGAGGUUGAAAAAGAGAAAUGUUACAAAUGCAGCGAUAAAGUCUUCCAAAUGUUCCAUCUUACUGAGAUAUACGAAAAUGAUACUUCUCGUUACUGUUUUAAUAGGAUUUUAUUCUUCUUUCCAUUGUAAAUUAAAGAGAAGAUGUACAAUAUAUAAAAUUGCGAUACUGUUGGUUUGUAUUCUCGUAACGGUUUACCUCUCGUCCGAAGGAGCAUCAUGUUUAAUUAAUUUCAAUAUAUAUUUUCGAUAAUUAAUAAGUUUUUCGUAAAGUUUCUAUCAAUUAAGGAAUAAAAACGAUAUUUUCGUAAUAUAAAAUAGUUUUAUUUCACAUCUAAAGCAUUGAUUUGUUGUUUAAUAAUAUUCCUUUAUAUUAAAUAUUAAAUACAAUUUUUUGAGCUGUACAAAUAACGCCGUAUUAUUACUUUGUAAUUUAUUAGACGUGACAGUUGUUUUUUUUCAUUUUUUUUUCUUUUUCUUUGAUGAAAUACCAUGAUUGCAGCAUAUAUUUUUUGUUUUCCUAUCAAGUAUAACAGUUCUGUGAAAAUUCUGGAUAUUUUUCAACCAAGAAGUAUUCAACCAUUUUGUUUAUUUAUUGAUUAAUUUAACGCUUGCGUUCAAAUCUAAAAUUUAUCCCUUUUGUUAUAUUCUAAUUUUUUAACUAGUAAUAUCAUUUUGAAUUUUUAGUCGUAUGUGCUGGCUCGUUUAUUUUUUCCACCUCUAUUCUUCUUCUUCUUCUUCUUCUUC